AUGGCUAUGAACACUCUGAGGAGCUCGCUUGAGAAGAGCGAGGUCGAGGCUGUUCAUCACAGACCGUCUGGCGAGACACAUCUUGAGAAGGUCCCUGAGGCUAUUGAGAUCGGACCCUACCGUGUUUUCGGGUUGAGCACUGAGGAUGCGGACUUUUACAACAACUAUCCCGAGGAGUCGCGGAAGAAGGUCUUCCACAAGGUCGACAAACGACUGAUUCCCAUGUUGGCGUUGUUGUAUCUUAUCUGCCACAUUGACCGCGCCAACAUCGGAAAUGCCAAGAUCGAGGGCAUGGUCGAAGACUUGGGCAUGUCGGGCGUGCAGUACAACACCGUUCUAUCCAUCUUCUUCAUCCCCUACGUCCUCUUCGAAGUCCCCAGCAACAUCAUCCUCAAGAAAGUCAAGCGCCCCUCCACAUACCUCGGCACCCUCACUCUCUGCUGGGGUAUCGUCAUGACAUGCACUGGUCUCGUUCGUAACUUCGCCGGCUUGAUGGUUACCCGCAUUCUCCUUGGAAUCUUCGAGUACAUGCCCAGCGACCUCUCCGUUCGCAUCUCCUACUUCUACUGCGCCUCCGCCCUCUCAGGCGCCUUCUCGGGCCUCCUCGCCGCCGCUAUCGCCGAGAUGGACGGCGUCGGCGGCAUGGAGGGCUGGCGCUGGAUCUUCAUCCUCGAAGGGCUCGCCACCGUCUGCCUCGGCGUUGCCUGCUUCUUCCUCCUCAUCGACACGCCCACCCUCUCCACGCGCUGGCUCGACCCCGAGGAGAUCCGCUACCUCGAGCUCUCCAUCUUCAUCAAGCAGGGCGGCGGCUCGCGCGACGAGGACUCCGACCGCAAGGUCAACUGGCACGACCUCAAGAUGAACCUGACCAACUGGCGCAUUUACGUGCAGGCGUACUUCCUGCUCUGUCAGAGCGCGCUGUCGUACGGCAUCAAGUUCACGCUGCCGACUAUUACCAAGGCGAUGGGCUUCGCGAACACGCAGGCGCAGCUGUUGAGCGCACCGCCGUAUGUGGCGGCGGCCAUCUCUGCCGUGAGCUUCGCCAAGGUCUCUGACCGGUUCUUCUGGCGCAUGCCGUUCCUUGCUAUCCCGCUGGCGAUCGUGGCGGUGGGGUACUCUAUUAUUCUGUCGCUGAACGGUGCGUUGGAAGAGAAGAGGGGUGUCGCGUACUUUUCCGUCGUAUUGGCUGUGAUCGGUAUCUACCCCAUCCAAGCUGCCGCCGCGUCCUGGAACGCGAACAACAUCGCCCCGGCGUCUCGACGAGCAAUUGGCAUUGCGCUGAUGAACUGCGUCGGAAACGUCGGCGGCAUCGUCGGAAGCUUCAUGUAUCUCGAGCGCGAGAAGCCCAAGUACCACACCGGCUUCGGGCUGAGUUUGGCGUUUGGCGGCAGUGGACUGAUCGUUGCUCUGCUUCUCGAGUGGAGCUACAAGAUUGCCAACGCGAAGAAGGCCAGGAUUGCGGAUGAGGCGAAGGAGAAGUACACUGAGGCAGAGCUGUUCAAGAUGGGAGAUAGGUCGCCGCUGUUUAAGUAUGUGCUGUGA
Colletotrichum chrysophilum is the source of this 1542-nucleotide messenger RNA. RefSeq lists its product as uncharacterized. Gene Ontology annotation, molecular function: transmembrane transporter activity. Bases 1 to 1542 code for a protein of 513 amino acids. Lineage: Eukaryota; Fungi; Ascomycota; Sordariomycetes; Glomerellales; Glomerellaceae. The record is from RefSeq and is a predicted model, not a curated record. Gene Ontology annotation, biological process: transmembrane transport. The transcript has 4 exons. Gene Ontology annotation, cellular component: membrane.